Molecule: messenger RNA, 1162 nt
Organism: Cadophora gregata
Lineage: Eukaryota; Fungi; Ascomycota; Leotiomycetes; Helotiales; Ploettnerulaceae
Exons: 3
Coding region: 156-1061 (301 amino acids)
Molecular function (GO): oxidoreductase activity, acting on NAD(P)H
Source: RefSeq, a predicted model, not a curated record
UGUGAAAGGUGUUGCCUUUCUGCGUUUCUAUCCUCACAAUUCGCUAUCCUAUUAUCUCACCAUCCUGUCUUCUUACAGUCCAAUCGUACUGACUCCUGUCAAUAGACUGGCUCCACCUCACAGCUCGCAAAAUAUCACUCAAUAGCGGCGAUGAUAUGGCGGGCACGGUCCAUAAGUUGGGAGAGAAUGUGAAUGAAUUCGAGAUCGGAGAUCGUGUGGCGGCCUUUCAUCCGAUGUUUACUCCUGGUGGCACGUAUGCUGAAUAUGCUUUGGCACCAAAGUAUACUGUGUUCAAGAUUCUGGAUGAGAUGAUUUUCGAAGAAGCAGCGACGAUCCCUCUCGUGAUAACCACUGCUGCCCUGUCCCUGUUUGAGAUUCAAGGUCUUCCAGCACCAUGGUCACCCCCCUCAACACCUCUUCCUCCAACUCCUUUGAUCAUCUACGGUGCAUCCUCCUCCCUUGGAUCUUUUGCCGUCAAGCUUGCUAUUGCUUCAAACAUCCAUCCCAUCAUAUCUAUACACGGGGUUACCAUCCCCUCGAUCGCACCCCUCCUCGACUCCUCCAAAGGCGACACACUAAUCUCCUACCUCCCCUCCACAAACACCAUGCAGUCCGCAGUGCGUACUGUUCUCGGACCUCUCCGCGCUUUCCACGCAAUAGACUGCAUUUCCGACUCUAAAUCGAAAUCCUGGAUCCCCAUCUCCCAACUCCUCUCUCCAGGCGGUAUCAUCUCGGUUGUAUCUGGCGCGAAUUCCUACACCGAGGCAGAGAUCCCCGAGGGUGUAGUGGUCAGGUACACGUAUGUAGGCGCUGUGCAUGAAUGGAGGUAUAAAGAGGGGAUGCCGAAACAGCCGGAUGAGAAGAUUGUGAGUGGGAUGAAAGAUUUUGCGGGAGAGUUGUUUGAAUGGCUUGGGAAGGGAGAGAUAAGAGGUCAUCCAUGGAAAGUUGUUGAUGGAGGGUUGAGGGGAGUGGAGGAAGGAUUGAGAUUACUGAAGGGAGGGGGAUCCGGGGGAAAGAAGUUCGUUUAUAGAGUUGGAGAAACGGAGGGGUUGGAGGGCUGAAGAAAUCAAAAUGGGAUCCUUCAAAAGGUUCAAAAAGGCAAAGCAAAAAUACGUUUGUAACUUACAUUUUAGAGAAGCAGAAUGAAGAAUUAUGAUGAUAG